This is a messenger RNA of Lycium ferocissimum, 579 nucleotides long. RefSeq names its product probable transcriptional regulator RABBIT EARS. Bases 1 to 579 code for a protein of 192 amino acids. The record is from RefSeq and is a predicted model, not a curated record. The transcript has a single exon. NCBI's taxonomy places the organism in Eukaryota, Viridiplantae, Streptophyta, Magnoliopsida, Solanales, Solanaceae.
AUGAGAAAUUCUUUUAAGAAUUACUACUCCUCAGAGGAAGCUUUUGCAGAAAAGUACUACAGGAGGGUUGUUUGGCCUCCAAGAUAUUAUGGUUGUAGAUUUUGUAAGAGAGAAUUCAGGUCUGCUCAAGCCCUAGGUGGUCAUAUGAAUGUCCAUAGAAGGGAUAGAGCCAAACUCAAGCAAUCACAAAACGAACCUCUUUCACAAAGUCAAAUUAAACCUAGAGUCUCAAAGCCUCAGAAACAAUCCUCUGGUAGUAAGUCGGUCAUAUUUUCUCAGGAAAAUUCAAAUUUCGCUCAUCUCUCUUAUUCUCCUGCAAUCAAGGAAUUAGCUGGGCGAAAGGUCUCAUAUCCACCAGCUUGGUUAAAUAAUCCUGAAUAUUUGCCGGUAGGGGCAGCUUCUGAGACCAUGCAUUCAAAGAGAAGCAACAUGAUUUUGCCUAUACCUGCAUGUUCCAUUCAUAAAUAUAGUUUCACUACUUCAUACAAACUGGGUGGUUCCACGGAGGACAUUGAUCUUGACCUCAGGCUAGGUGAUCCACCAUCAGUCAAGUCAUCACUGAUGCUGCCUCAUUAUUAG